Molecule: messenger RNA, 1060 nt
Organism: Aegilops tauschii subsp. strangulata
Lineage: Eukaryota; Viridiplantae; Streptophyta; Magnoliopsida; Poales; Poaceae
Source: RefSeq, a predicted model, not a curated record
UCAUUUUUUUUUCGUUUCUUCCCUAUCUUCUUCUUGUGAAGAAGAGAGAAACAACGGGGCAUAUAUACAUUAUCUGCUCCCUAUAAAUACGAAGCUUUGGAGGUAAGAGGGCAUAGCAUCUAUUAUGGUUUCCGGUGCUCCGAUGAAGAAGAUAAUUGCCAUCGCCGGCAUGAUGAUGGCUACCUUGUUCAUUGCGGGGGCCCAGCAAGAGGCGGGAGGCUGCAUUGUGGAGACAUCCGACGUUCCGGGUGCCUCGAAUCCCUGCAUCUGCUCCCAGAACUGCGCCUGCGCCGGCAAGUGCAUCCUGAAUGCCGGCGAGGGCGCGGAUGACGUCCAGACCUGCUUCGUCGAGUGUGUGCUGAAGAAUGGCUGCGGAGACUGCCCAGGACCCUGGACAAGACCCCUCCCGACCACCUUGUACAAGACCCUGAGGCUGAAGCUGACAAGGCCUAAGGCCUCAGAGACACCUCCAGAGAGGGAGACGCUUCGCGUCUUCUUCGACGUGGAACCCCGCGGCACGGACACGCCCGUGAUUGAGGUGUACUUGAAUAUGCCCGAGGGAAAAGAGUUGAGUGACAAGUCCGAGCACCACCUGCAUACCUUCCUUGCGAGGCCAGACCACAAGGCGGAAAUCUGGGACAUACGCGGCGCGCUGUUGCAAAUCGGAGCGGGCAGCGACAAGACGGUUGAGGUGUCGUUCUUGCCCAAGGCCUGGGGAGAAAGGGUUACUAUAACCAGUGUCAAGAUCGAAUAGAUGAUUCUGGUGCAGGUCGUCCGUAUACUCUAUAGUCGUGGUGUGUGUCCUUCGUUUGUUUUGCUACCGUAUUUGCACAAAUAAAGAACAACUAUAUGUGUAACAGUGCAAAAAUAAAUUUAUUUGUACUGCAUAUACUCUUAAUACCGACUUAAUUAACGAAACACACCGCCGCCAAAAAAGGUCACCCCUUAAGAUCACGGAUCCAAGAGGCUUGUUGUAGGCAAUCCUUAACCCUGCGACGAGCAAAAGCAGAGGGCUUCACCAGCUUUAAGAGGUCAGGCGCGAAACGAUAGAGGAGGAGGC